AGUGUCACUAGGUUCAAUAUAUUAUCUAGGCGACUUCACCGCGCCAAGUGUUAGUCGAUGAAAGUACCACCUGUGCGCGGGAAAAUUACUUUUCGUGCCGGCUGUACAGAGUGCAUGCCUUGUUGUCAUACCACAUCACCCAAGAGGUCUUUCUUCUAGACAGAUGACCGUAAGGAUGCACGCAAAAUUUUACUUCUUUGUUUAUGUGACCAGCGCUAUCCUUCACUACUCUCGUCCUGCUCAGGCGAGGGACUUUCCAGUGAAUACAAAGGAAUGUGGAGUGUCCGAACCAGUAGGCAGAGCUGUAAAUGGGAGGUAUAUAACACACUCCCAUGUUCCCUGGGUGGUCUUCCUUAGUAGGGUAUACCAUGGAUAUCUGCGAUAUUGUACUGGAAGCAUAAUAACAAAGAACGUCAUUGCAACAGCGGCUCACUGUGUUGAAUCAAGAGGCGACACAAUUCUAAAGAUGCACGUUUUCUACAAUACCUCGGUUCCUAAAGGAGGUACAUGCGUGACUGUGGAACGAGGGAUUAUUCACCAAAAGUAUGUAAGACCUGAACGAGGAUACGACAUUGCCCUCAUAAAGCUUGUCAAACCACUUCCGGGUUUCAGCAGAUUUGUGAGACCUGUUUGUCUCCCUCGUGCAAGCUCGAAGACCCCAGCUCGUUCGUUGCUUGUGGUUGGAUUUGGUGCUAUUGAUUUCAAUCAUACCGAAUCGAAGCACCUGCAGUACUACGCAACAAAGCCUCUAUCAAAUGAAAAGUGUGAUGUUGCUCUGAAGCACCGAGGAAUGCAUGCGACUAGUGCCCGCGUAAUCUGUGGGACAAGUAGCCACCAGAGGGCAUGGAAGGGUGAUUCCGGAGGACCGCUAACGGCUAUAUCGAAGAGCGGGAAGUCAACUCUGUAUGGAAUGGUGUCCUUUGGGUCUGGAAAAAGAAAUGCACAUGGCCCGACGGUCCAUACGCGCGUUUCCGUAUUUGUUCCCUGGAUACGGGAGUCGCUGAAAAAUAUACGGAGCUGGAAACCCGUCGUUGCCCAGCUCGCUGCAGAAGCAGACCACUCUUGCACGUGGUAAGAUCUUUGCGAUCCAAGACGUCUCGUUUAUUAAAACGUUGCUCACCGACUUCACA
Molecule: messenger RNA, 1130 nt
Organism: Dermacentor andersoni
Lineage: Eukaryota; Metazoa; Arthropoda; Arachnida; Ixodida; Ixodidae
Product: chymotrypsinogen B-like
Biological process (GO): proteolysis
Molecular function (GO): serine-type endopeptidase activity
Source: RefSeq, a predicted model, not a curated record